CAAGAAAUUAGCUAAUAAUAAAUGGUCUAGUAGGGGCCAAUAGUACUUCAAAUUUUCCACCUCACGUUCUGCUAUUACUCUACUGCCCUGCCUUGAUCCCUGGCCAAAAGUUUCAUACAUAUAUUUGCAUGAUUACAAGCAUUUGUAGCUAACUGUGUUGCCAUACAUGAAAUACAGGUAAGUUAAAUACACAGGUAAGUAAUACUGGAACAAAUGUUUGGUUUAGUUAAAACAUUUUCCUGUCUUUUUUUUUGGAGCACCCAUGUCAAUGUUUUUCCCACCCACUUUUCAUAAAGGUCAUCAGAUUGUCACAUGCAAGUGUUUCUGGAGUAAAUUCUUGUUUUUAUUUCCUUGUGGCAUUUUCUUUUAUGUCUAAUGUGUGCUUUUCAGCGAUGAGCUGAGACCUAAGAAUGCAGAAAUUUACCUGUCUUGAGACAAGAUUAGUUUUAAAGACAACUAGGAUUUCUCUCAAACAGCUCAGAGUGAUUUGGGAAAAUAGCAAAUUUACACAAUUUUCCAUUUUAGACCAAGUACAGUAUCUGUCAUUUGCUUUUUGACUUUGCACUGUGACUCUGUAGCCAAUUUAGAACCACAUAUGGGUGUGAAAGUCAGGUGUCCACAUACUUUUUUUUGGUUAUGUAGUGUAUAUACCCACACACUGUAAUUAUAUGCCUCACACCGAAUCCAGUGUAAGUAGUGAUUUUGGUGGAGGUUUACGCCAAAGCCACACCCUGAAACAAUCUGCCUAGGUUAGAAUGCCUGUCAGUCAUGUUUUCUGUCAGUGUGAAAGCUCACACUCUUGCAACAGGAUUCAGAUAAGUAGAGAUGUCCUGUUGGCCUAAUUGGUUGGACAUUGGUAGUCCUCGUAAUGAUGUUUUGGUUUACAGAACUGGGCCAGCCAGAGCAGCUAUUUAGUUUGCAAGUUUGCUAGAUAUUACAAUUUUCCACUUACAUGUACACCAAUCAACCAUAACAUUUAAGCCCCUGCCUAAUAUUGUGUAGGUCCCCCUUGUGCCGUCAAAACAGCUCUCACCCGUUGAGGCAUGGACCCCACAAGACCUCUGAAGGUGUGCUGUUGUAUCUGGCACCAAGACGUUAGCAGCAGAUUCUUUAAGUCCUGUACAUUGCGAGGUGGGUCCUCCAUGGAUCGGACUUGUUUGUCCAGCACAUCCUACAGAUACUAGAUCGGACUGAGCUUGGGGAAUUUGGAGGCCAAGUCAACACCUUGAACUCCAUCAUGUUCCUCAAUCCAUUCCUGAACGAUUUUUUGCAAUGUGGCAGGGUGCAUUAUCCCGUUGAAAGAGGCCAAUGCCAUUAGGGAAUCUGUUGCCAUGAAGGGGUGUACUUGGUACUUGCAACAAUGUUUAGGUAUGUGGUAUGUGUCAAAGUAAAAUCCAUAUGAAGGCCAGGAUCCAAAGUUUCCCAGCAGAACAUUGCCCUGAGCAUCACACUGCCUCCCAGCUUGCCUUCUUCCCAUAGUACAUCCUGGUGCCAUCUCUUCCGCAGGUAAGUGACGGCCACUCACCUGGCCAUCCACAUGAUGUAGAAGAAAACGUGAUUCAUCAGACCAGGCCACCUUCUUCCAUUACUCCAUCGUACAGUUCUGAUGCUCACAUGCCCAUUGUAGCCACUUUAAGCAUUGGACAGGGGUCAGCAUGGGCACUCUGAUGCAGCGAGCUUCAAAUGCACUGUGUUCUGACACCUUUCUAUCAUAGCCAGCAUUAACUUUUUCAGCAGUUUGUGCUACAGUAGCUCUUCUGUGGGAUCGGACCAGAUGGGCUAGCCUUCGCUCCUCACCCACAUCAGUGAGCCUUGGGUGCCCAUGACCCUGUCGCCGGUUCACCGGUUGUUUUUCUGUGGUUAGGUACUAACCACUGCAUAGCGAGAACACCCCACAAGACCUGCUGUUUUGGAGAUGCUCUGACCCAGUCGUCUAGCCAUCACAAUUUGGCUCUUGUCAUAGUCACUUAGAUCCUUACGCUUGCCCAUUUUUUCCUGCCUCCAACACAUCAACUUCAAGAACCAACUGUUCACUUGCUGCCUAAUGUAUUUCACUCUUUGACAGGUGCCAUUGUAAUGAGAUAAUCCAUGUUACUCACUUCACCUCUCAGUGGUUUUAAUGUUAUGGCUGAUUGGUAUAAUGUAAAUAAAGUAAAGGAAAACUCUUCUACCUUCAUGUAACAUCUCAGACUAACGUCUCACACCAUUGUGGUUUACACUCCUGCUGUUUGUACUUUAAGAGUGUUCUUCACCCAGUAUGCUUAAUGAGAUUGGAGGAUACAGAGCGAGAAAUCUCAGAUCACUCUUUAAUACAGAAUCUGUCCAGAUCUUCCUUGGUCUUAUGUUCUCUUUUGUGGAGUCUGCUCUUUAUCUCAGCCCACAGCCAUUCAAUGGAGUAUAGUUCAGGGAACUGGGAUGGUCGUGCCAGAAGAUUGAUUCUGUGGUCAUUGAAACAUUUUUGUGUGAAUUUGGACAUGUGUUUUAGAUCAGUGUCCUGCUGAAAGAUAGAACCAUGACAUAGUAGUAGCUUCUUGGCAAAUGCGGCCAAAUGUUCAUUUAAAAUAUACUUCGUGAAGUUUGACACCAUGUACCCUAACAUGGUUCCCAGGGCCUAGGACCAUACUUAACAGUGGGGAUUCAGUUCUUUUCUGUAUAACCCUUUUAUUCCAAACCCAGAAAAUUCUAUAUUUGUCUCAUCUGACCAUAGAACCCAGUUCCAGUCAAAGUUCCAGUAGUGUCUACUGAACUUCAGGCACUUAUAUUUGUGGUUAGAUGAAAGAAAAGGCUUUAAUCUGGCAUGCCUUCCAAAUAGUUUGUUGUCAUGGAGGUGGUGUCUAAUUGUAGAUUUGGAAAUUUGGUGACUCCAACAUGCUGCCAUCUUCUGCAAAUCUCCAGCCGUAAUGCCUCUCUAACUAUAACCAUAACCAGCGUCCUGUGUAUGUAUGAGGAGUUAAAUACAGUUUCUUCCUCUUCCAGGCAAGAUCAUUAUAGCUCCGGUUGUUUUAAUCUUCUUACAUAACCCUGAAAGUGGAUAUGGGUAUUUUCAGGCACGUAGCUAUUUUUAUAGCCAUUGCCUGAUUUAUGAAGGUCAACACACUUUGCUCAAUUUAUUUUGUAUUCUCUAAUCCUCCCCAUGUUGAUGAAUGACUAAGAGAUUUUGGCUUCUGUUAUCUCAGCAAAACAGGAAGUCAUGGAUGACUGUUGAAGAGUUCUUAUACAUUCAGGUGAACAUAAAGUAAAAUAUAAAUGUGAAUACUCCUCUUUUUUAUUCUUAUGAAUUUCUAGGAAUACCAGUAAUAGUGAGAUAAGGGAUUUUUGAGUUCAGCAUGCAGUUUGAUGUGGCAUCAGCCAAUCCCUUUCGACAUUCAUUGAUGAAACAUACAGUCAUUCAUAGAAAUGGGGUCAACCCCACCCUUCCUUGUAACCUAGGAAUUCCUUAGUAAUAGUUUCUAUUGGUGGUUUCUUGAAUAGGCUUUAAUGUGACCGCUUAGUGUUACUUUCAAUGGUAAAAUACUUUAACUGUUAAAAAAAAAAAAUGGUGCAAUAGUGAAUAUAGAUUAUGCCUGCUAUCUUACAGAAGCUUGUAGAAUGUUGUUUGAAGUCUGUCUAUGAAGAUUUAUACAUUUAUGGAUUUCUUUUGGGGUGAAACAGAUUAUCAUUAAUUAAUAGUUGUAUUUGCCUUAUAACUUGUGUACAAAACUGAAGAGUAAAAUUUUGGACACCAAACAUGUUUUGGCUGAUUGUAUUUGGGAAAAGAUGGAAAAUUGUGUAAAUUACAUUAAUUAUUUUAAGAAUACCAACUGAUUCCAUCUAUCAGUUACCUCAUAAAAACAUAAUUCUACUAAUGAAUCUAAAUUGCAAUAUAAAAGAUAAGUGUUUUUAUAAUAAACAAGUUACUUAUUGCACUGGCAUGUACUGGCCAAACCAGACUAUCAGGUUUCUAAAAACACAAUGGCUCUGCAUCCUGAAUUUGUCCAUGGUUUACCAAUGCCUUGAAGAGCUCUCUUUAAGUGCUAGCUAUCUGAUAUGAUCCUUUAUAGCGACAUUUUCUGAACAGGGUGAUCAUGGACACUAAUGUGUACUAGAACUCUAUAAAGUCAAAUCAGAUUAUCAUCCAUCUAUAGAUGUAUGAAUAUUUUGGCAAUAAAUUGUUCUGUGUUUAUAUGAGAUUUCAGAAUUUAUUGUCCCUACUUCAGAAUCAGGGAAGGUGCUACACUUGAAAUUGGGAUUUAUCUAAAUAGGCGCUUGGAUGCAUAUGACUCACUUUCAGAAUAUGUUCUGGCUUUAAGUGGUGCAAUGCAAAUUUACUGCCAUUCUAGGUUCUUUGGUUACUAGGUGAAAAACAAAAUCCAAUAUAAAUUGCAAAAUUUAACCAAGAGCAAUAUUUUUUAAAAAUUAAUGAACUGAACAAUCAUUUCUUUUUUUUGUCCUCAGUUAACCAACAUGUCUUUAACAAACAUGUCUCCUGUAAAUUUACAGGGUGUGUCUGUUCAUGUAUGGAACAUGUGAAUAAAGACAGCUCUAUUAUUAUAUGCUGGAUGUCUUCUGUAUUUUUACAAAAAAGAUGUGCAUUAUUAGUCUCGUAAUUCUCGUUUGCACUUCAGUUCAAUAGCAGUGAGCUUUUAUGCCAUUCUAGCUGAAAGUUCUGACUCCUACUCUAGGCCUCUGUGUGGUUCUAGCAUUGUACACCAUUGUAUCCUGAUAACCAGUUCUUGUGCUUCCAGAAGCAGUUGGAUAAAGUGUUUCAGUCAAGACCAGAUCAUUUUUACACCACAGUUCAUCAGUACUCUGAGGUCCCAUUCUGGGAGUUUGUGCCACUUCAUGGUGAAUCUCCUUAAUAAUGUCAUUCAGGGCAGUUGGGGCAGCUGUAGCAGUACAGAGAUUUGAAGGUCACAAAAUAAAUGUUCUAAGUUUCCAUGCUCUUUCACUGUGGGAAAAAAUGUAUUGUACAGGUACAUUUAUGUUCCUCAAGGUACAGUGUUUAAGCAUUGUCAAAGGCUCAUUUAAGUAACUUCAAAAAGUCAUCACUGUUAACUUCAUUAGGUAGAAUAAAUGUACCAUAGUUGUGUUGUCGAGCAUACCAACCCAGUGAAGUCUUCAGUUUGAUAUCUUUUUUUUUUCCCCUGAGAAUGUUAAGUAGGCUAUGACUUCUUUGGGCCACUUUAAUUAAAUGGGUUUUAUCCAAAUCUCAGUAACCUAAAUAAUGUCAACUUAAAGCUACCUACAUUUUUUAAUGGAAUGUUCUGAAUGUACAUUAUAGCACAGCGCAUCUAGUUUGGGUUCAAUGGGUGGAAAGUUCAUGAAUGAAAUGCUAAAUAGCUCUAAUAAGUUAAACUGUUGGUUCAUAUUUGCCUAGUGUGUCUAAUAUUUGAAUACCUGGACUGGGUUCAUAAAAUAAAUGACUUUAUUGAGCACAAGGGAGUUAGUGGAUUUAAAAAUAAUAAAUAAAUAAAUAAAAACACUGGAAGUGUUGCUGUGUCACAGCUCCAGGGUUCCGUGUUUGAUCCUGAGCUUGGGUUACUGUUUCCCAUGUUCUCAGCCUGUUGCAAAAACGACCCACAUAGGUGGACUGGCUAUUCUAAAUUGGCCCCUGGUGUGAAUGUGUGUGUGCACAUGUGUGGUGCCUUGUUAUGGACUGGCGUCCCAUCCAGGGUGUAUUCCCAUUCUCACCUUAUCCAGUGGAUGAGCUCUAUGAACAUCUGACCGGGAUAAAGCUGGUACUGAUAAUGAAUGGAAGGGGGUGCUGCAAAAAAAAAAAAAAAAAAAAGUUUGAAAAGCAUUUGCCUAAACCUAUUGAGUUCUUCAAGUCACUCAUCACAGUAGUCCACAGAUUCCCAAUCCUUGCCCAUGAGAAUCCCCUGUCCUGCACAUUUUAGUGUUCUCCCUGUACACCUGAUUCAACUAAUCAGCUCAUUAAAAGCCCUUCCUCAGCUGAAGUGGGUUUGUUAGAGCAGGGAAAACACUAAACUGUGUAGGACAGGACCAGGGUUGAGCAAAUGGGAAUAAAUUCUUAUCACCGCUUGAGAUCUUGUAUAAAGUCUAUUCUUUUGCUAUAGUUUAAAAAAAAAAAAGGCUGCACAGAAAAACAUUAAUUAGCGCAUCCCCUUCACAAUCCUAAACGAUACAGAGUGCCCUCCUGUGGCCAAAGGACGCGUUGCUGCAAUGAAGCACCCGGAAGCCGUUCACCGGAAGUUCGUGCAUGGUUUAAAAGUGAAGCGGGCUUUUGGAUUAGUCCUGAAUUUUACCCGAUUUACAUAACACAUGCAGUCCACUGUGAGAGCAGUUGCUCUCAACUCUGGAACACAGAUUCCUCUCUUGGGUCUGGGCACAUACAAGCUGCACACUUAUGGAGAGCUGUACAAGUCCCUCAGUGCUGCUCUUGAUGCAGGCUAUCGUGCCUUUGAUACGGCUGCAGCAUACGGCAACGAAGGUCAUCUAGGGCAAGUCCUCAGGGAACUCCUGCCCAAGCAUGGCCUUGUGCGUUCAGACGUAUUCCUCAUCAGCAAGCUUGGACCAGAAGACCAUGGUCCCAGAGCCAAAGAGGGCUGCUUGCGGAGUCUGCAUCAACUGGGUUGUGAAUACAUAGACCUGUAUCUGGUGCACUGGCCUGGAGUUGUGGGUUUAGAACCAACAGAUCCCCUUCAUGCCAAGUAUCGCUCGCAGACUUGGGCUAUCCUGGAGGAACUCUAUGAUAGUGGGAAGUUCAAAGCCAUAGGGGUCUCGAACUACACUGCGAGACAUCUUUUAGAGCUGCGAGACAGCUGCCGUGUGCCUCCAGCAGUGCUGCAGAUGGAGUGUCACCCGAAACUUGUACAAAGACAACUCAGGGACAUAUGCAAAGAGGCAGGCGUUCACUUCCAAGCGUACUCUUCUCUCGGAAAGGGUGCACUCCUGGAGGAUCCGGAGGUGAAGGACGUGGCUGAGAGCUGCGGACGAACUCCAGCUCAGGUGUUACUCCGGUGGGCCGUUCAGCAGGGCAUCUCUGUUCUGCCUCGCUCAUCACAGCCACAAAGCGUUCAAGAAAACAGCAGAAUCUUUGACUUUGAGCUGAGUGAAAAAGAAAUGCGGAGACUGUGUGCCCUGAACUGUGAAACUAGGUAUUGUACGAGAGAUUCAACCUCUAUUCAAUAAUAAAGUUGUUAUAAAAAGAUUUCUGUAAUUGCGUAAUGAUUCAGGGUUUAAAUAUGCCUGAUAUGCCUCUCUACCCCUCUGUAUGAAGUUGGCUAUGGUUGCUUGUAUUACUUUUGUAAAGUGCCCCUGGUCUGUAUUUUAAUAAAAUUAUUUUUGUUGCUCAGCA
Molecule: messenger RNA, 7297 nt
Organism: Pangasianodon hypophthalmus (striped catfish)
Lineage: Eukaryota; Metazoa; Chordata; Actinopteri; Siluriformes; Pangasiidae
Exons: 2
Coding region: 6262-7131 (289 amino acids)
Molecular function (GO): oxidoreductase activity
Source: RefSeq, a predicted model, not a curated record